Diversispora eburnea is the source of this 1644-nucleotide messenger RNA. NCBI's taxonomy places the organism in Eukaryota, Fungi, Glomeromycota, Glomeromycetes, Diversisporales, Diversisporaceae. The record is from the annotation of a GenBank genome assembly.
AUGAAUGAUGAAUUCAAUUCGUUGAGAGAACUGUAUGCGAAUUGGCCGCAACUGAUUGACAAGGCCGUUGCGGAUAACGCACUGGUGGAAUUUCAUGAAUGUGUUAGUUGUGAUUCGCUUAGAGAAUUACCUGUGCAGUUUGUUCUGGUUUAUAUUCACGAAAGUGGUCAUAAAAUUUUGUUAAAUAGAAAUGGAUUCAUCAAAAAAAAUACAAACAAUAAUGAAAAUUCAUUUGAUCUCCGAAUUGGAGCAACUCCGCAAUGUCUUCAGGGAUUAACAAUACCAGAACAACUUUUAAUAUCUGCGGAACCAACUUCGCUUUCUACGGUUUUACCUUUACCCGUGUAUCAACUGUGUGAUCAUUUAAAAAUAGUAUUUGUUGGAGAGAAACAACCCUCGGAAAAACAAUUAAAAAAGACAACACUAGAAUCUUUACUGGAAAAUGAAGUACCAAUGGCUUUAUUGGCAACAACCAUAAUGGUUAAUAUUGAUCCCAGAAAACUAGAACAUUAUACUGGAUAUAUGAUAGAUCCGAUCGACGAGGAAGUAGGUAAUAAAUAUGGAAUACCCAAGUUGCAUGGUUCUAUCGAUGGCUCAACUGAAUUGAGAAAUUUGGAUAUGACUUAUACUGAUAAUGAUCCUAUCUCUGAACAAGAACGUACUUUAAAAUUGCUUGAAAAAAUGAUUCAAGAAUCGACUGAUAAUAGACAAAAUUAUUCUCGCACGAUCUUGAUGCCACAUUCGAAUGUACCUAAAAAUGAGUAUGUAAAUCUGUCACUUUUACUUGCUGCAUUUUCUACUUUAUUUCCUUACGGGGUUAGUGGUCAUGAAAAUAAUUUCUGUAAAUAUUACAUAUCAUUUAAACAAUACAUCAAACACCGAUUGCGACUCCGUGACCCUAAAUUUAGACAUUAUCGUUCAUUUGUCUUUGCAGCAUUUGAUACAUUAAGAAGAAAAGAAAUUGCAUCGGAAACAUAUUUAAUAGCAAAACAAUCGAAUUUUAAACGAUCAGCUGAAUUAAUUUCGAAGCUUACACCAAAUGAUAUAAAAAUUGCUAUUAAGCAAAAACAAGACAAUCAACCAAUAACAAACGGAGCAGUGCUUGAAUUAACUAAAAAUAUAAAUGUUGUCAGCAGGAAAAUAAUGGGCUCACAUCAAUUGCAGAACCUUCUUCGUAAUGAAAUUCGUGCUGUUAUAAUACUUGACGGUUCACCUUCGUUAUUUGUAACUAUUAACCCCACUGAUCUUCAUAGUUCAAUUGUAAUAAUGUACGCUGAAAAAGAAAUCGACAUUAAUAAUCUACUUCCUGAAGACUUUCCAACUGUGACAGAAAGAGCUAGAUUAGCUCACCUUGAUCCAACUGCGAUAAAAAACUACUAUACAGUAACAGAAUAUCAAGAUCGUGGUACACCUCAUUGUCAUAUGUUGAUUUGGCUCCAAGGUGCUUCCGAUCCUAUUGAAUUACGAAACCGUCUUAAGCUUGAAGAUUUCAGGAAACGAUUGAUACUUUAUAUAAAUAAAAUUAUCAAAGAAGAUAUUAGUUAUCUUUUUUCAAACAAUGAUUACCUAACUGAUAAAAUGUUAGAUGCCGAAUACAAAGCCCCGAAAACCAUUUUAGAAAAAAAAGUCCAUCCGUCAAUUUAG